CGAGGGAGCGGGUCUCAGCAAUGCUCUUGUUCCUUUUGCUGUAAAACCUUCUGAUUUUUAAACAAGCAGUCAUAUCAGCGAGUGACGAAAAUGGAACUGUAAACAUUUCAGACAACACGCCGAGGGAUAUUCAGUGGAAUAGACUAUAACCUCGUUCGUUUGAUUGAACUGUAGUAGUUUCCUGUGUAUUUGAUUUCUUUGGACGUUGUCGUAGCAUUUUUAUUUUGUUGGUGGGGACCUCAUUGCUUCAACUCAGGAACUCUCCAUUGACAUUCCCUGCUUUGGCAGCUACCGUAUCUUUUUGCCGCAUCUCUCCAUGACGAUCAGGCGAAAACAUAACUUCAUUUUAAUACACUGAGUGAAAAUGGCAGCUGCUCUCAGUGGCCGAAAUCCGGGUGGACGUGGACCAAACCCCAGAAAAGGCCGGAUUUUAGGCAUCAUUGACGCCAUUCAGGAUGCAGUUGGGCCACCAAAACAAGCUGCAGCCGACCGCAGGACUGUAGAAAAGACAUGGAAGCUAAUGGACAAAGUUGUGAGACUUUGCCAGAACCCCAGAUUACAACUGAAGAACAGUCCUCCAUACAUCUUGGAUAUAUUGCCGGACACAUACCAGCAUUUGCGGUUGAUAUUGUGCAAAUAUGAAGAGAAUCAGAGACUGAUUCAGCUCAGUGAGAAUGAAUACUUUAAGAUCUACAUUGACAGUCUGAUGAAGAAAUCUAAAAGGGCAAUUCGCCUCUUCAAGGAGGGCAAGGAGAGGAUGUAUGAGGAGCAGUCACAAGACAGGAGAAACCUCACUAAACUGUCUCUGAUCUUCAGCCAUAUGUUGGCUGAGAUCAAGGCCAUCUUUCCUGGUGGCCAGUUCCAGGGUGACACCUUCCGCAUCACCAAGGCAGAUGCUGCAGAAUUCUGGAAGAGGUUUUUUGGAGAAAAGACAAUUGUGCCAUGGAAAGUGUUUCGACAGUGCCUUCAUGAAGUACAUCCAAUCAGCUCGGGACUAGAAGCCAUGGCCCUGAAAUCCACCAUCGACUUGACCUGCAAUGACUAUAUCUCUGUCUUUGAGUUUGACAUCUUCACCAGGCUGUUUCAGCCGUGGGGCUCUAUCUUGAGGAACUGGAACUUCCUGGCUGUGACGCACCCGGGCUACAUGGCCUUCCUGACCUACGACGAGGUGAAGGCCCGUCUGCAGAAGUACAUCAACAAGCCUGGCAGCUACAUCUUUAGGCUGAGCUGCACCCGGCUGGGCCAGUGGGCCAUCGGCUACGUCACCAGCGAUGGGAACAUCCUGCAGACCAUCCCCCACAACAAGCCGCUGUUCCAGGCCCUCAUCGACGGCUGCAGGGAGGGCUUUUACCUGUUCCCAGAUGGACGCAGCUACAACCCUGACCUGACGGGCUUGUGCGAACCAACCCACCAUGACCACAUCAAAGUGACACAGGAGCAAUAUGAGCUGUAUUGCGAGAUGGGCUCCACCUUCCAGCUGUGCAAGAUCUGCGCAGAGAACGACAAAGACGUGAAGAUCGAGCCCUGCGGACACCUGAUGUGCACUUCCUGUCUGUCGGCCUGGCAGGAAUCUGAUGGACAGGGAUGUCCAUUCUGUCGGUGUGAGAUUAAGGGCACGGAACCUAUCAUAGUGGAUCCAUUUGAUCCCCGCAAUGAUGGGAGCAAGUGCUUCUUCUUGGAAAAUUUCAGCUGUCCAAUGCUAGACCUGGAUGAUGAUGAUGAUCGUGAAGAGACACUGGUCAUGAAUGGACUGGCCUCCAUUAGGAAGUGCACUGAGAGGCAGAAUUCGCCCAUCAUGUCCCCCAACUCCUCCCCUGUUGCCCAGCGUAGGAAACCCCUGCCUGACCCCUCAGGGGGCAUCCAGCACCUCAGCCUACCUCCAGUGCCACCCAGACUGGACCUCAUCCAGAAGGGCAUCAUCCGCUCCCCCUCAGCCAGCCCCACUGGCUCUCCAAAGUCCUCUCCAGGGAUGCCCAGGAAGCAGGACAAGCCACUUCCUGCCCCGCCACCCCCACAGAGGGACCCUCCCCCGCCGCCUCCCCCUGAGAGACCUCCCCCUAUCCCGCCGGAUGGUCGUGCCGCCUGGCUCCCAUCCCCUUCGUCCGGCCUGCCCCGGGACCCACAGCUGCCACCCGAGGCCUGGUGCCCCAAAGACAGCCCUCUCAUAGACGGUCGGCCAGGAGCCGACCGCUCCCCCAAACUGGGCCAUUCGGCGCCCUCGCACGUGAAUGGCCGGCCACUAAGCUGUCCGCUGGUGGAGAGUGGGGCGGUGCGGCCACAGCACAGACUGGACGGCGUGGCAGAUGGCCCUAAGGCUUUCUCUAAUGGCCUCAUGCUCAGUGAUGAAUAUGAUAUUCCCCCUCGCCACUCCCCUCCGCCUCCUGCUCUUACCAGCAGCCAGCAGAGAUAUCCUAAUCCCUUCACCAGUCCGUGUGUGGAGAAGGCGCGACUAAUGGAGCGGCUGGAGGAUGAGUACCAGGUCCCUUCCUCCCACCCGGUGUGCCUCUCCCAGCCUCCCAUCUGCAUCUCCGUGCGCGUCCCCGACAGGGCCUUGGAGAAUGGCAUCUUAGAUCAGUCUUCUUCAGAGGGAAAGAGACCCAAAGCCCCUGAGCAUGGUGGUCAGUUUGACUCGGGCUCAUUGCUAGCAGCCGUAGCUCCUUCCCCACUCUGUCCUCUCCACAACAGGACUCCGUCAGACUACGACAUUCUUCUCCCCCCACAAGCCUCCCCUGCAGACGACCCCUUCAACAGCACCCCGCCCUCCCAGCCUCCUCCCCCUCCUCCCAUCAGGCACAGUUUCCCAGAGCUCCCCACUUCCUCGUCCCCGUCCUCCUCCCGUGCGGCACGGCCCGCCUCUGGACACGACCAUUUCCUGCUCAACCCUGACUCCUUCCUUGGCGUGCUGAGUGGAUCGGCCCCUGUGCCUCCACGCAGGCAGACGGAGGACAAUAUGAAGUCUCUAGCGAGGAACUCUCAAGAGUACGACCAACUGCCCCCGACGUCAGCCUGGUCCUGUCUCUCUCUUGCAGUAGCUGGAGAUUGCUGCUUACAGGCACCUGCCAGGCCACCUAAGCCCCUUCCCAGAAAGACGCCUCCAGACAUACACCACAGAAAGACUCACAGUCAUGAGUCAUCACGAGAGAAUGUGGACGCAAAAAUUGCCAAAUUGAUGGGAGAAGGCUAUUCGUUUGAGGAUGUCAAAAGAGCACUGAUGAUUGCUCAGAAUAAAGUGGACGUGGCACGGAACAUUUUAAGAGAGUUUGCAUUGGUAGCACCAAGACUGAACCUGUAGCCCACAGCGCAAAACUCCGGAUUGGUGACUGUGGCGACACAGGUGGAAGCCCAGUUCACCUGUGUCAGUCAGGUGUGGUGGCACGUGGGUUGGGGGCAACGACAGAUCUUGGUCUGUGAAUAGGGGAGCUGUACACAGCUCUGUUGUUUUUAGCCAUAGCAAAGGUUGAACAGGGGAGAAGCAUUUACCUGUUGAAACAUGAAACCUGUGAAAAAAAAAAAAAAAAAAAAAAAAAAAAAAAAAAAAGUGUGUUUACAGAGAACAGCUGUGUGGUGGGCUUGCUGGUGCUGGUGCCUGUCUGUGAUGCCAGUCUGUGCAGGCUGUCUCUCACCGCUCCUGCAACUGCUGCUGCUGCCAGCCAGCCCCCCCCCGGGUCUGCCCUGCCCUAGCCUGCCCUGCGUGCCCAGAUCCGACUCCAGCUGGACCCUGUUCUCCAGGCUGACUCUGUUAUUUUUGUACUGUUUUUAAUAUAAAUGUUAUUCUUUCGCGGUUUCUAGCUAUUGUGUAAUCAGUAUUGUACUGUUUGACCAGGCUAACGCAACCCCCCAGUCUACAGUAUAAUGGUUCCCUGUCGCAUGUGGCCUUCACUACUGAUUCUUCUCAGAGCAGUUCUUUGUCUUGAAAAAAAGAGGAAAAAAGCCUCCUUUAACAUGCUCGGCCCUGAAUGUAAAGUGCAUUCUUCAGUCUGGCACAAGGUUGAGUAUUUUUUGUCUUUUUUGGUAGAUACUAAUGCAGAACACCCUGCUGUAUCUACACCUACCUGAACAUUCUGUUACAUUUAUUUUUGUUUAUUUGUUUUAACCUCUUUAUUUUAACCUGUUAAGAUCUUGGAUCAUCACCUAAUUUUGGGCACUGAUGCUCAAGCGCUCUGUGGAUCACUCCAGCAGGUCCCAGCCCUCUGCAUUGCAGGUUUCUGUUGGUAGCAUCUAGCCUGAGGAAAGGACAGCCCAUAUUAUAGUAUAGGAGCAGGGGCUCCAUGAGUGGCUCCCCCCUGUGGAGAGUUAAGUGUAGUGAAUGUACUGUGGGACACAGAUGAGCAGCCUCACGGGUGGACACACCCAGCCACCCCUCCAUCUCCAGAGGAGCCCUCAAAGGCUAAUAAAGCAGAGAAUGUAUUCAUUCAGUUUGGGAGAAUGCAGAAAGGGGUUCGGCUGGACAGUCACAGUACAACACAACACAAGGAACCUGUAAAAAAUGCCAUUAUAUCAGGAGUACACCAAUAAUGCUGGUGCAUCGAUAAUUAUGGGAUGAAUUCCGAAUUAUUGUAUUUAUGUUAUGUGUUCAAAAAAAGUGCUUAGUUUGGAUGGGCUUUGCAUUCAGCACCAAAAGGGAAUAGGCUAUCCAUCUGCUAACAUCUAGUCUUGUGGAUAACAGAGCAUAAGAUCUUGUAAUAAAUACUUACUCGUCUGUUAGGAUUGGAUAUCUCAAACAUGUAACCAGCCCCUUUAAGCUUCCAAUGCGUGCAAAUAUUCCACCUCUGGUACCAGCAGACUUUUGUGGUCUGCUCUGAUCAACAGGCUUAUGACUCCGAAACUAAUUGUAGUUGCUGUUACAAGAUGCUGGUUGUCUCCCACAGAGCAUAGUAGCAUUAAUAAAGUGCUUGAGGGUUAUAUCAGGAGAAUUCCAGAUGAUUCUUAUUAGACCAUCUCUAUGAGGCCUUUGAACGAUUAUACCAACAACAGACUGCUUUGAUCCUUUUACCCGCUGUUCUACUUCUCUGAUCAGGUUUUUGUUUUUUUGUAAUCUUAACUUGAAGCUUUACUUUGCACUGGUCUCUCUCUUUAAUCUUAAACUUGAAAGUCUAGAACUGCGUGGUAACUCUUUGGCCUACAUUUAAGAGUAAGUGGCCUUGUUCAGAUUUGCAGGGGGUUAUUUUCUCUACUUUCAUUCUUUUACAGAAAUUUUGUUUGUCAAAAAAUGCCUUGUGGAUCAUGUAAACAUAGUGAUGUGUGCAAUUAAUUUAUACUUUGUUUAAGGAUUCUCUUGAGAUUAUUUCCAUUGUUUAAAGUAACCAGUAAUUUGUUCAUGUGAAAAUGUUUUAUAAAAGCCAGUAUUAACAUUGUU
Alosa alosa (allis shad) is the source of this 5356-nucleotide messenger RNA. RefSeq names its product Cbl proto-oncogene B, E3 ubiquitin protein ligase (gene cblb). Gene Ontology annotation, biological process: negative regulation of epidermal growth factor-activated receptor activity; cell surface receptor signaling pathway. Gene Ontology annotation, cellular component: membrane raft; plasma membrane. The transcript is spliced from 19 exons. The record is from RefSeq and is a predicted model, not a curated record. Bases 365 to 3292 code for a protein of 975 amino acids. Lineage: Eukaryota; Metazoa; Chordata; Actinopteri; Clupeiformes; Clupeidae. Gene Ontology annotation, molecular function: phosphotyrosine residue binding; receptor tyrosine kinase binding; SH3 domain binding.